AAAAUGGCAACCAAUAAAAAGGAGAAAGACUCAGAGAGAGGAGCUCCUAAAUGGUGGAAGGAAGGCCUCAUUGGAUUGUGCGCAGGCUCUUUGUUUGGAGCAACCAGUGUAGCCAUAGGCCAGCCCUUUGACACUAUCAAGACUAAAAUGCAAACCCAAACAGGUUAUCAAAACAAGACUAUGCUCCAGACUGUAAGAGCAACCCUUAGAUCUCAAGGACUGCUGGGGUUUUACAGAGGCUCCCCGUUCCCUUUCUUUGGCUCCACCUUCUACCGUUCGGCUCAAUUUGGUGCUUACGAGUCUAUAUACAGCUAUCUUGAAAGCAACUAUGGUAAAAGCAACAGACUGUUCAAAGAAUACAGAUUGCAUGCAUUGCUGGGAGGGCUAGGAGGUGCAACUGCUCGAGCUGUUAUCGAGACACCACUAGAAUAUGCUAAAAUAAGACUACAGACCCAAAGAGACUGGAAACUCAGAGACGUAUAUAAAGGCUUUGGGAUCACGUGGCUACGAACAACAGUCUUUCUCAGCUCUUUCUUUUAUCUAAGAGAAACAGCAAAGACACGAUACCCUGAAAAGCUAUCACAUCCUAUCAUAGGACCUUUCCUUUUAGGUGGAGUAGUGGCUACUUUUGCAUGGUGGGUUGUAUGGCCACUAGAACUAAUGAAGUCUCAGAUCCAAGGCUCUUACGUGGGACAUGAAAGUCUGUCGGUUCUGCAGAGGAUGAGAUUAGUAGUGUCUGAGAGAGGACUGGCUGGUUUGUAUCGCGGAGUACUUUCUGGGACUCUACGGAGUUUCUUUGCUAAUGGGAUUGGUUUGAUUGUGUAUGAGUAUGUGCAAAGACGUUUUUCAAAUUGGAACUAGCUUGUUUGCAAAAUGGAAAUUUCUGUAAUAAUUUUACUCUCUUUUUUUGGACAAUAAAAAAGAUUAUAUAUCAACACAA
Amphimedon queenslandica is the source of this 940-nucleotide messenger RNA. RefSeq names its product mitochondrial substrate carrier family protein S-like. The transcript has a single exon. The coding region runs from base 4 to 861 and encodes 285 amino acids. Gene Ontology annotation, molecular function: L-ornithine transmembrane transporter activity. Gene Ontology annotation, cellular component: mitochondrion. Gene Ontology annotation, biological process: mitochondrial L-ornithine transmembrane transport. Lineage: Eukaryota; Metazoa; Porifera; Demospongiae; Haplosclerida; Niphatidae. The record is from RefSeq and is a predicted model, not a curated record.